UCUGUGUUGUGCCGGUAUAGCAGGAGUUUUGUGAACGAUUUUAUUUUUGAUGUACUAAGAAUAGUGACACAUUUUGACUUAUGCCAGUAUAGGUUAAACAUUUUAAUUUAUAUUUUCCGUUGUGUCAAUAUUGCUUGAACUUUUCACUUAAAUUUUUGGGUUGUGCCAAUAUAAAAUAAACUUUGUUGCUCAAAUUACUAGUCUGUGCCACUACAGAAGGCUUGUUAACUUUAUUGAAUUAUUUUGCAUCAUGAAUAAUAAUUUAAAGGGCUCUCGUGGUCAGAAGAUGGUCGAUAUGAUCAAAUUAAGGUAACGCAUGCACAGAAAUACUUGUAACUUCUUGUUUUAUUAAUUUGACCAAUUUAUAGGUUGCAAAAAGAUUCUACUAAUGAAAAUCGAUCAGAAUGGAAUAUAGUUAGUCCAACUACAGCACAUAAGGAUCUAAAUGAUGUAACUUACACGGUUUCUAGUUUUAAUUCUGAAGGGUAUUUUAAAGAACAUUCUCGAGAUGUCUUAGAAGAAUCGUUAGGAACUGGAACAAUGCUGAAAAAGAUAGAGAUACCAUCAGUGGACAACGAGGUUGUAGUGUCAGAAUACACUCACACAGACGAUGAACCACAGGAUCUAAAUCAAAACUACAAAAAAUGUUUGGCACUUAAACAGUCUAGAGAAUCUAAAGAAAACAUUGCAAAUAUCGAGAACGUAGAGCCAGAAUCGUCAAAUAGUUCCCGCGAAGAAGCGCCAUAUUCGUCAGAUGACUCAAUUCGAGAUCCUAAUUAUUCUGAUGAUUCAUCUUCAAACUCUUCAGAGGCUGAGUCAGAUAUGUCACAUGUAACCGCUGAGACAAUUCAAGAGAAAAAAAAGACCAGAAAAAGAAAAGCGGAGCCAUCAACGUGGAAAAAAAAUUGUGCAAAGCGGUUAAGAAAUAGCGGAAAAUCUUAUAAAACUUUGGUAAAAGGAAACGAAAUACCGGAAAGGAAAAUACAACCCGCCUGCAAUGAGAAGUGUAAACAAAACUGCAGUAGAAAGUUUACCGAAGAAGAAAGGCUAAAGAUAUUUAAAAAUUAUUGGGACAUGUCAGAUAUCGUAAAGCAACGCACGUACUUAUUGACUCUCAUGCAAGAGGUUAAUCCUAAAUAUAGGUAUCCUGUUCAAGGUGGCCAUGGCGUCAGGGCCACAAAUCACGCAUUUUAUUUUUAUAAAAAUGAUCAAAAAAAAAGAGUAUGCAAAACAUUUUUUAUUGCAACACUGGGUAUUACUAACCGGUGCAUACGUACAGUGAAAUCUAAGAUUAAGAAUGGUACCUUGGGACAGGAUAACAGAGGAAAACAUGCUAAUCACAAACAAGUUCCUGAAGAUAUAAAAGAUGGUAUUCGCGCCCAUAUUUCAUCAAUUCCUGCAAUCGAAAGUCACUAUACACGAGCUCACACGGAAAAGACUUUCAUUGAAGGAAGUAAAACAAUUGCCCAGCUGUAUCGGGACUAUAAAAUAGAUUGUGUUGCCCAAGGAAAACCUCACGGAAAUUUAACUAUGUACAGAAAUAUUUUUAACUACGAAUACAAUAUAGCAUUUUUUGUUCCCAAGAAGGACCAAUGCCAAACAUGCGUAUCGUUCCAAAAUUCAAACGAAGAAGAGAAAAAAACUUUCGAAGAAAACUAUAAGAAUCAUAUCGAAGAGAAAAACUUGAGUAGAGAGGAGAAAAUUAAGGACAAAAGCAAAAUCUCUCCGUUCUUUCAAGUUGCAUGUUUUGAUUUAGAGGCAACCCUUCCAACACCGAACGGGCAAGUAUCUUCAUUUUAUUACAGGUCAAAGUUAUCGACCUAUAAUUUUACUGUGUGCGAUAUAACACCGAAGGGGCAGGGUGCUGUCUACUGCUACAUGUGGCAUGAGGCUCAGGGAAAAAGAGGCGCAGUUGAGAUUGGUACGUGUUUAUUAAACUAUUUGAAAGAAAAAUCGGAAACUUCAGACUGCGAUGACCUAGAAAUAACGUUUUAUUCCGAUAACUGCGCUGGCCAGCAGAAGAAUAAAUUUGUUAUUGCUGCUUUUCUUUAUGCUGUCGCCAAUUACAAAAUAAAGUCGAUAACUCACAAAUAUCUAGUCACGGGGCAUACUCAAAAUGAGGGUGACAAUGUUCACUCUUUAAUAGAGAAGAACAUUAAACAAGCUUUAAAGUCUGGACCUAUUAGUACACCGUCACAAUACGUUGGUUUAGUUCAAACAGCCAAAAAAACCGGACCUCCAUUUAAAGUAAUCGAAUUGGCACACGAAGACUUUUUAGACCUAAAAGAGUUAGCUGAGCGGACUUGUACAAAUUUUACCAAAAAUUCUUUUGGACAAAACUUUAAAUUAUCGGAUGCUUCUGUAAUUAGGGUAGAAAAAGAGAACUUGAAUAGUUUUUUUUAUAAAAUUUCCUUUAAAGACAUUAACUAUAAAAGUGUCAAAAUUAAUAAUGAAAGACGCACUAGAACACCUUUAAAUAUUGCUUCUUUGGUGAAUUAUAAUUUGCAAAAAGCGUACACUGCUGCUUUACCGAUUAGCAAAAAGAAAUACGAUGAUCUUAUGUUUCUAUUGCGAACUAAUGCUAUUAAUAAAACCCACAGUAAUUUUUAUGAAAGCUUAACGUUUUGUGAAUAAAACCCCCCAAAAUUGUUUGUUUAAGUAAUAUUUGUGUUAUAAAAAUGUUUGUGUUUUUGUAUUCUAUAUAAUAAUAAAGUUUGUUUUAAACCUUGUGUUUAUUUUAA
Molecule: messenger RNA, 2741 nt
Organism: Sitophilus oryzae (rice weevil)
Lineage: Eukaryota; Metazoa; Arthropoda; Insecta; Coleoptera; Curculionidae
Exons: 3
Coding region: 541-2634 (697 amino acids)
Source: RefSeq, a predicted model, not a curated record